Molecule: messenger RNA, 1941 nt
Organism: Ogataea angusta
Lineage: Eukaryota; Fungi; Ascomycota; Pichiomycetes; Pichiales; Pichiaceae
Exons: 1
Coding region: 1-1941 (646 amino acids)
Biological process (GO): amino acid transmembrane transport
Molecular function (GO): amino acid transmembrane transporter activity
Source: RefSeq, a predicted model, not a curated record
AUGGGCGAGUCUCCCACGAAAAGGAUUUCGGGACCGGUGCCAAUAGUGCGAAGGGAUUCCGAUGCUCGCGUUGCGAGCCGUAACACCAGCAGAAGGACGUCCAUGGCCAGACUUGCAGCAUCGCCCUUGGUGUCUGGAACGCCCUUAUCUGUACUCAAUCAGAAACGGCCCGAAUCUCCCAGUUCCUCAGUGAUCGAUGAUAGAGCCAGCCCUGGGACUGUGCCUAGGAAUCCCUCUGCUCAAGCUUAUCCGUCUCUCUCUACUUCUGGUUCAUCAGAGGCUGAAGACACGUCCAUUUUGGGACGUGGUGAGCCACAGGUAGACAUUCCCCUAUCGUCGUCCCACAGUUCCGCGAUAGACGAUCCUACAUUGUGGAAGAAUGUAUCCAAGCAUUUAGCUACUGAUGCAAAGGGCUCGCUGAAGUUAGCAAGUGGUGAUAUCACGAGAGAUCUCUAUACGUUACCUGCUAAGAAAAACAACUUGAGACGUUCACGCAGUUUGACGGGUGCAGAUUUGCCUGGAGAACGCCGUGGCUCUGCGGCAUCGCAAAUUCGUCUUCCGGGAGGCUUCAGAAGACAGUUCAUUCUUCACAAGAACUCAAAGUAUGGUCACCAGUUGUCCAAGCCAACAUUCUUCACUAGGAAUUUCUUAGAGUUCUUAUCCAUUUAUGGACACUUUGCCGGUGAGGAUUUGGAAGAUGAGGAUUAUCUGGCAUGUUCCUAUGUGGUCGACAAAGAUACCGACGAGGAGACUCCUCUUUUGGAGCCGCGGGCUCAUGGGGGCACUGCAUCGACGCUGAAAUCGUUUUUCCUGCUUCUUAAAUCGUUUGUCGGAACAGGAGUGCUAUUUCUACCUCGCGCAUUCUACAACGGUGGCAUUCUCUUUUGCACGUUAACUCUACUCUUUUUUGGAGUCCUGUCAUACUGGUGCUACUACAUUCUUGUGUUGACGAAGGUGAAAACUAGGGUGUCCUCAUUCGGUGACAUUGGAAUGACUCUUUACGGAAAGAAUAUGAAGCUGCUCAUUCUUAGCUCUAUCAUUCUUUCUCAAGUUGGCUUUGUGGCUGCAUACACCAUUUUCACUGCUGAGAACCUCCGCGCGUUUACAAUCAACUUUUUCAACAUGGACAUCUCCCUUGGCAAGUGGGUUGUGAUGGAAUGUGUGGUAUUUAUACCACUUUCAUUGAUUAGAAACAUCACAAAGCUGUCGCUGGCUGCCCUUUUAGCCAACAUAUUUAUUUUGAGCGGUCUGGUCACCAUAGUAUACUAUGCUUCACUGGACCUCAUAGAAAACGGACCGGCACAUGUUGAGCUCUUCAAUCAAGACAAGUGGUCGCUGUUCAUUGGUGUGGCUAUCUUUGCAUUUGAGGGAAUCGGCUUAAUUAUCCCGGUUCAAGAAUCGAUGAAGCAUCCAGAACAGUAUCCAAAAGUUUUGGGAGCAGUCAUUAUUGUAUGCUCCAUUCUAUUUAUUGGGGUCGGCUCCUUGGGAUACAUGACUUACGGGGAUCAGGUCAACACAGUAGUGAUUCUCAACCUUCCGCAGUCAUCCAUUGCAGUGAGAUCCAUCCAAUUGUUCUAUGCCAUAGCUAUACUUCUUUCUGCUCCGUUACAGCUGCUGCCUGCAAUUAGAAUCAUUGAAUCCAGAAUCUAUAAAAGGCGGUCUGGAAAGACCGACUCGGCUACUAAAUGGUCCAAAAACAUGUUUCGUACAUGCGUGGUGGUUGGGACAAGUCUGAUCGCAUAUUUGGGGUCGUCCAACCUGGACCAAUUUGUGUCCUUUGUUGGUUCCUUUGCCUGCAUUCCAUUGGUGUACAUGUAUCCUCCAAUGCUGCACUACAAGAUAUGCGCCCAUACGAGACUUAUGAAGGCCAUUGACAUGAGCCUGGUGGUUUUGGGAGGAGUGGCCAUGUUAUACACUUCCUACCAGGUGAUUGUUGGAUAG